This is a messenger RNA of Heterobilharzia americana, 714 nucleotides long. The record is from the annotation of a GenBank genome assembly. NCBI's taxonomy places the organism in Eukaryota, Metazoa, Platyhelminthes, Trematoda, Strigeidida, Schistosomatidae.
AUGCACUUCUCAGAAGUGAUUAAACGUCUAAAAGACUUCCACUUUAUAUUUCGACUAGCUAGGAGUGAGUAUCAAAACAAAGAUCGUCUGCGUCAUCUUCCCUGUGGACACGCAUUUCAUGUAAAAUGUAUUGACCCUUGGUUAAAAGGGUCGAUAACUUGUCCGAAGUGCCGUGCUAGUGUUCGCACUGGGUUAACUCGCUUGGAACGGGCUCGUCAACGACUGGUCACCCGGUCAAACGUUAGGACUUGUUCAAGAACAGUUCCUGGAAUAGCACUUCGUCAGCGACCAAGUGUACCCAUUCCAAGUACCCAAGAACAGAAUCGUUCAUCACGUAGAGGACAAGAUUCGAGCUGUACCAAUCGAAGUCGAGGAUGCAGACAUAAUUCUGUUGGUGAUACCACUUCUGUCACACCAACUGUUCGAAUUACUCGUGCACGAAGCAAAGCUACGAAUGCUGAUGGAACAACGUCUACCACUGCUCACCGUCCUACAAAUACUGUAUCUAAUCGAAAAAAUCAACGGACUACUUGGCACUCGAAUUCCUCUCAACCAAACACUUCUUCGCAUAGAACAGAGGCUACUCAUGAAAAAGAUGAUGGAAAUGGUCAACUUCAUCCGAACUCUAAACAAGCCGACACAGAAGCUAGUGAACAAUAUCGGAAUAGACAUAACUCCCAGGUUAGAAUAAGUUUUAAUAAACACGGAGCUUAA